AUGAUUGAAAAUAAAGACAUGGAAAAAGGCAUAGUUAAAAAUGAUGGAAAUGUGGAGAAAGUAGAAACAUCAGGAGUUUUUAAUUCACCUGAUUUUGUUGAUAUAGAUAAAAAUAAUAUUAAAAGAAAAGCUGAUUAUAUUGAUGGGGCAUUUGAAGGAUUAACUAAAAGAAAUAUUUCUAAUAGUAAUAUUGUUUCCACAAAUUUACUAGAUAAGAAACAACAAAAAGAUCAUGAUAAAAUUAAUAUGAUGAAUAAUAUUUCAGAUCUAAAAAAAAAUGAAACCUCAUCUACCAAAUUACUCAAUGAAAAUAAUACUCAAUACAAUUCAUUUAAGGAAGAUAAAACAAAUAAUGGUAAAAAAAUUUGUGUAUUAAAUAAUCCGGAUGAAGAAGAAAAAAAAAAAAAAAAAAAAAAAAAGGAGGAUAAGUGUGACAAUAAAUUAAAGGAUAAAUCAAAUGAAAGUUCAAACAUUAACUCAAAAGAUAAAUUAAUUAAUAAUAUAAACAAGAAAAAGGAUAUUAAAAAGGAUAUGAAUAAAGGAAUAUAUAAAGAUAGUCAAAAUAAUAUGCCCAAUUUAGUUCAUCAAAAAGAAUCCGUAAUAUAUCCUAAAAAUAUAAAUGAUAAAAUAGGUGAUAAAAUAAAUGAUGAAACAAAUGAUAAAAUAUGUGAUAAAAUAUGUGAUAAAAUAAAUGAUAAAAUAUGUGAUAAAAUAAAUGAUAAAAUAUGUGAUAAAAUAAAUGAUAAAACAAAUGAUAACAUAAAUAGUAAUAUGAAUAAUAUUAAAGAAGAAGGAAGUAAUAAACAUAAUCAUAAUAUACAUAAUUCAAAUGAUCAAAAUAAAAAUACCAUAUCUAAAUCAUCUACAUUACAUCACUCUUCACAAAAAGUAAAUAAAAUAAAUGAUUAUUUUACUGAAAGAAAAAAUAAUCAAAAAACCACUGUCUUUGUAGGUGAAAAAAUGCAAAAGAUAAAAGCAGAUUUCAAAUAUGGAGAAGAUGUUACACCAAAGGUUCAAAAUAAAACUGUUUAUGAAUCACAAAAUGAAACAAUAAGUAAUACAGAUGCUAAGUCGAGUGAACGAUUAAUUGAAAAAAAACAAGAAAAAACUGUUUUUACCGCACAAAGAUGUGAGAAGAGUAAUGCGGAUGCAAGGGCUAGCGAAAAGUUGGUUGAACGAAAACCUGAAAAAACAAUAUUUGAAGCACAAAGAUGUGAAAAAAGUAAUGCAGAUGCAAGGGCUAGUGAAAAGUUGGUUGAACGAAAACCUGAAAAAACAAUAUUUGAAGCACAAAGAUGUGAAAAAAGUAAUGCAGAUGCAAGGGCUAGUGAAAAGUUGGUUGAACGAAAACCUGAAAAAACAAUAUUUGAGGCACAGCGAUGUGAGAAGAGUAAUGCAGAUGCACGAGCUUGUGAAAAGAUGGUCGAAAAGAAACCAGAGAAAACCAUAUUUGAGGCACAAAGAUGUGAGAAGAGUAAUGCAGAUGCACGAGCUUGUGAAAAGAUGGUCGAAAAGAAACCAGAAAAAACAAUAUUUGAAUCUGAACAAUGUGAAGAGAGUAAUGCAGAUGCAAGAUCAUGUGAAAAAUUAAUUGAAAGGAAACCCGAAAAAACAAUAUUUGAAUCUGAACAAUGUGAAAAGAGUAAUGCAGAUGCAAGAUCAUGUGAAAAAUUAAUUGAAAGGAAACCAGAAAAAACAAUAUUUGAAUCUGAACAAUGUGAAAAGAGUAAUGCAGAUGCAAGAUCAUGUGAAAAAUUAAUUGAAAGGAAACCCGAAAAAACAAUAUUUGAAUCUGAACAAUGUGAAAAGAGUAAUGCAGAUGCAAGAUCAUGUGAAAAAUUAAUUGAAAGGAAACCAGAAAAAACAGUGUUUGAAUCUCAACAAUGUGAAAAGAGUAAUGCAGAUGCAAGGGCUAAUGAGAAGAUGGUUGAAAGGAAACCCGAAAAAACAAUAUUUGAGGCACAGCGAUGUGAGAAGAGUAAUGCAGAUGCACGUGCAUGCGACAAAUUAAUUGAAAAAAAACCAACAAAAACAAUAUUUGAGGCACAACGCUGUGAAAAAAGUACUGCAGAUGCAAGAGCCAACGAAAAAUUGGUUGAAAAGAAACCAGAAAAAACAAUAUUUGAGUCACGAUGUGAAAAAAGUAUUGCAGAUGCACGUGCAUGCGAUAAAUUAGUUGAAAAAAAACCAGCAAAAACAAUAUUUGAGGCACAACGAUGUGAAAAAAGUAAUGCAGAUGCAAGAGCUAGCGAAAAAUUAAUUGAAAAGAAACCAGAAAAAACAAUAUUUGAGUCACAACGAUGUGAAAAAAGUAUUGCAGAUGCACGUGCAUGCGAUAAAUUAGUUGAAAAAAAACCUGAAAAAACAAUAUUUGAGUCACAGGGAUGUGAAAAAAGUACUGCAGAUGCAAGAGCUAGUGACAAAUUAUGUGACAAAGUAGGUAAUGUAUAUGUUUUUGAAUCUCAAGGGAGUAUACGAAAUGAUGUAUAUGCACGUGCAGGUGAGAAGCUGAUUCAGAAAAAACCUGAAAAAAUAAUAUUUGAGUCUCAACAAUGUAAGGAAAUUAUAACUGAUUUCCGAUCAUCUGAUAAAAUAAAAGAAGUUAUGAAAAGAAAUUUGACUGACGAGUGUCACAAUAUUUAA
This is a messenger RNA of Plasmodium falciparum 3D7, 2643 nucleotides long. RefSeq lists its product as uncharacterized. The record is from RefSeq and is a predicted model, not a curated record. Lineage: Eukaryota; Apicomplexa; Aconoidasida; Haemosporida; Plasmodiidae.